AUGACCGCUGGCACUCACUGGAACAUUCUCCAGACCACCGAAGAAUUAACUCCUGCAAUGGCAUCCCUAUGGAAAUGGUGGACCUCUACAGAUCAGGGCAAAUCAAAGAUCGAUGAUCUUGGAUUUCUCGAGUUAUUCUCAGAAGAGAAUCCUGUUGUCGACAUUGUCGCCAUCCACGGCUUGAACGGCCACAGAGAAAAAACGUGGACGUCAGCAGAUGGAAAAAUGUGGCUGCGCGACUUCCUGCAAGACGACUUGCCUCGUGUUCGGGUCCUCUCUUACGGAUAUGACGCCGAUACGCACAGUCGAGAACGUGUAUCAACCGAAACCAUACAUCGGCACGGUAAUAACCUAGCCAAUGCUCUUUCACGGACGCGUAAAGGCGCUUCUCGACGCCCAAUCAUAUUCGUUGCCCACGAUGUGGGAGGUAUUAUCCUCAAAUGGGCGCUCAUAAUCUCCAACAAUAAAGACCCGAAUUCAGAUGGCAAUCUCCGAGAUAUUCUUGUAUCUACCUACUCCAUCCUGUUCUUCGGAACACCCCAUUUUGGCAUAGAAGAUCCUCUCCCCGGGACAACUGAUCGCCUUCUAUCAAUACCCAUGUAUGCGACAAACGUCAUUCUCAAAGUCCUUCAGCCGUACUCAUCCGAACUUGAAAACAUACAGAAGCUGUAUCUCGAGGUGAGCAAGAAAGUAAAAAACGUAUUCUUCUACGCGGAAUACGAGACUCUUGUCGGAAAUCCUCGAAGGAAGCUGAACGUUCGAGCUCACGAGGCAGUCAUCCUGGGUGACCGCGGCGCUGUAUGCCAGGUACUACACAGUGACCAUCAAACCCUAGUCAGGUUCGCUUCUCCAGAGAGUGACAACUACCAGACGGUUCUUUUCUAUCUCAAGGAACAUUUCAAGAAAGCUUCACGUGCAGUAGACGACAAGUGGCUCGAUGCUAUGAGACAGGAUCCCCUCAAAGCAGUUUCUGAGAUUUCCCAUCUAUUUUCUGAGAAAACCAAGACUAUAAACGAGAAGACUAAUGGGUACAAAGUACUCAGGGAGAGUCUUGAAUCAUAUAUAUCCAUCUUGGAUGAAGGAUAUCUCCAGACUGUCAAGGAUGGACAUAUGGACCAAAUGCCUGACACACUCAAGGAGUUCAACGAUGCAUGGAAACAUUACAUUGUCACUCUAAGAAACAUACUCGCCAGAAUGGAUGGGUUGAAUCGCAGUAGAGAUCAAGGCGUCAAAGGGUCUAUCGAAAAGAUCAAGGGCACCAAAAUUGACACAAGAGAUAUUGCAGACUACAAACAGGAAAUCUUACAAGCGACACGCAUAUGCAAGGAUGUGGCCAAUUUCUGUCAAAAUCAGCUGCAAGCGGAAGUGUGGAAAGUAGCCCAACUCGAGCCCGAAAAGCCUCGUCCAAUGGGCACUCAGCACAAAACGUGUCUACCAGGUACACGUGUAGCGAUUCUGCGGGAAAUUCGGCAAUGGCGUCUGGACCCCAAUGCAGAAAGCGCAUAUUUUGGCUCUGCGACCUGUUCCAAGCUCUGGAAAGUCCACCGUCGCGCUGACCAUGUGCGAGGAAUGGGAUAG
This is a messenger RNA of Serendipita indica DSM 11827, 1578 nucleotides long. NCBI's taxonomy places the organism in Eukaryota, Fungi, Basidiomycota, Agaricomycetes, Sebacinales, Serendipitaceae. The record is from the annotation of a GenBank genome assembly.